Monopterus albus (swamp eel) is the source of this 5589-nucleotide messenger RNA. RefSeq names its product SPRY domain-containing protein 3-like. Lineage: Eukaryota; Metazoa; Chordata; Actinopteri; Synbranchiformes; Synbranchidae. The transcript has 11 exons. The coding region runs from base 100 to 1347 and encodes 415 amino acids. The record is from RefSeq and is a predicted model, not a curated record. Gene Ontology annotation, molecular function: protein binding.
GGGAAGCGCCGAACUCUAGUUUGUAAAAGUUUUAUGUGGGACUAUGGCUAGCUGAUGAGCAAAAGAGAGUUUCUGUCGUAUUAGUCGCCUAGAUAACAGAUGGAUGACAUCAAUUUAGUACAGCACAGAUGCCUCCUGAAUCUGAGGCGUCGAAUCCGAGAUAUUGGGGAUGGUCGCCCCGCACAGGAACGAUACAUGAGGUUACAGAAGGACGAAGACACACUUAGUUACCAAGGGAACUCUGAGGAGGUGGGUUGCUAUGUGGCUGGCCAUCCUUUGUCAAAGGGAAAUUGCUACUUUGAGGUGACAAUAGUGGACACAGGGGUGAGGGGGACCAUUGCUGUGGGCCUGGUGCCUAAAUUCUACAGGCUGGACCACCAGCCUGGCUGGCUGCCACACUCUGUAGCUUACCAUGCAGACAACGGCAAGUUAUACAAUGGCAACCCCGUAGGGCAACAGUUUGGCCCAAAAUGUGCUCGUGGUGACCGCAUCGGCUGUGGGAUACAAAAUACUGAAGCAGGUUUUACAACUGUCUUUUUCACCAAAAAUGGCAAAGAGGUCGGUUCAGUAGAGGUUCCUGUGACGGCAGAAGGGCUGUUCCCCGCAGUAGGGAUGCAUUCUAUGGGGGAAGAGGUGAAGGUUGACCUUCAUGCUGAAUGGUUUCUGGGAGAUGAUGAAAAUAUGAUGGUUGAUAGCCAUGAAGAUGACUGGGGACGGCUUCACGACGUCAGAGUGAGCGGCACUCUCUUGGAGUAUGUUGGCAAAGGAAAGAGCAUAAUGGACGUAGGUUUGGCACAGGCCCGCCAGCCACUCACCACCCGCUGCCACUACUAUGAAGUGGAGAUCGUUGAUGCUGGGGAGAAGUGCUACAUUGCCCUGGGCCUGGCAAGAAGGGACUACCCCAGGAACAGACACCCGGGAUGGAGCCGAGGGUCAGUGGCCUACCAUGCAGAUGAUGGGAAGCUCUUUCACGGCAGUGGUGUUGGAGAUCCCUUUGGUCCUCAGUGCGUCAAAGGCGACAUCAUGGGCUGUGGCAUCAUGUUCCCACGAGACUACAUCUUGGACGAAGAAGGAGACAUGGAUGACUGGGAUCGACUGGAGGUCUGUUCGGAUCAUGCAUGCGUCCAGAACGUCCUGUACCUCAAUAACGAAGAGGAGGAAGAGGAAGAUGGGGAAGAGGUCGAGCAGGGACAAGAGGGGAGGAAGGUCAUGGUGUUCUUCACAAGGAACGGGAAGCUGAUGGGCCGGAGGGAGAUGGCGGUUCCUCCCGGGGGGCUCUACCCCACUGUGGGGAUGCUGAGCAGCGGAGAGAAGGUGAAGGUGGAUCUGCAUCCUCUCAGCGGAUGAGCUGAGAAUCAGGAACGGGCUUGUGAUGCCCUGCAAACAGCUGGCUGCACCGCAGAGCUCGCCUCUGGCAGCCUAGCAUGCUAACACUCACCACUCAUCUCAGCUACACGUCACCGUCGUCUUCCUCGACAUCACCCCGGCUUUUAAUCUAUAAGACUUUGACAUUUCACAGUCCAUCAUCAGAGACACAACCAAAGCUUCAACCUGGUUGUACAGUAGGUUUAGGUUACAUUGUGCAAAGUGCAGGAGAAGACGACUCUUGACACAUAUUUAACUGAUAAUUCUAUGCAACCUGCUGUGGUCUUACCUAACCUCUCUCUGCAUGCAGUGUCUCUCUGAAACACUCAGUUAUUAAAUCCCUCACAUGAGGUCUGGCACACUAUGUUAUUUGUCAUGACCCAAGCAAAGCAUAGCGAGGCCAACAGUUGUGCUGAUCCAAAGCUUGCUGGCAGUUUGUUUCAGGGAAUUACUUGCUCGCUCUCACCCUCCCUCUCCCUGUCCUGUGUCUGGGUGAGGCUGCCCUCCUGUGAGCGAUCGUGGCCCUGCCACUGCCCCACCUCGCUCGCUCCUCUCCCACAGCUGGCUGGAAGUGAACAAAUGCGUCUGUUUCAGUGCUGCGGAAAUGCAUCUACUGUGUUCACAGCUGAUUAUUGCAGAGGAUUGUGAGUUGGAUAAUCACAACCAAACCCAGGGUUCUGCUCCUGAGCAGCAGUAGAUUAGAUGGUCUUCUGUGGUUUCAGAUCAGGGCUAGGUUACACAUGUUGGGUAUGUGCUCUACAAGUGAUGUGGUAAAUACUGACGUUACAUUAUUCUGUGUCACAUGUUCAGGGAAUGUUUUGUUUUUGUUCUUUGAGAACAUCAGGUGGUUACUGGAAGGAUGUAGUGAAGACAUGCAGGCAGUGGUUGUACAAAAUAACAAACACCCUCCACUGUAAUACAGUCUGACACAUCACCACAAAGUAGAGCCAUACAAAUACAACCCGGGCUCUAUAAACACCUCUGAAAGUAAAAUUCAGCUUUACAAACCUCGUGCAGACAUCUCAGUCGCAGGGCCACUGUGUGAGAUUGCAUCAUACUGUAAUGUGUUGUACUGUAUUGUGACGUUUUGGUUUCCAUAUGGACUCGCUGCAUGUUUGCACUCAACACAAAGGAUUAGUUUCCAUCUUGUUUUUCUUUUCAUUAUUGGAAUGUGGUUUUUUGCAGACUGUUUAAAAAUGUUUAAGAGCAAAGACACUGAACAUCUGUUCAGAUUAUGUCCUUGCUUGUAUAGUGAGACGGUGACGCCCCCUCUGCGAUGCCCUAGAAUUAACUGCUGGAUGUUUUUUGGAGAUGAAGACUGCUGUUUGAUUGCAUCAUGUGGUUUUAACAAAACAAUGUACUUCUGCAUAUGUAGCCGCCAGCAGUUCAGCGACGUGCUGUUGUGGUGCAUCUGCGCAGCAUCAGGGGCUCAUAUCGCAAAGACAGAUGAUUGGGUUAGCCAGCUGCCUUUGGGUUGUGCUCAGGUUUUCUGCUAUCACAUAACUGGUUCACUCUUAGCCAGGUUAGAUCAUCAUGGCAACCUGUGGUGAAUGGAGAAACACCUAGUGAAAAACAGCUCAACUUCUGGCCGACCAGAUCACCAGGAAACGGAAUCUUCAUCUCUAUAAGAUGCAAGCAUGGGCGAAAGUACUGCAUUCACAGCGGGCAUUUUUACUUUUAUUUAAUUGUAUUAUUUAUAUAAUGGUACAGUAUCCCGUUUUGUCCAAUCAUCCAUCUAAAAUGCCAAAGUUAUUUUAUCAUAGCUUAAGACUAGGAGAAACAAAAACACAAUCACAACUGGGUAGUUUUAAAUUUUCGUAUGAAAAAUGAACCAAUACAUUGAUUAUUAAAGUGGCUGACACUUAAUUUGCUGUCAAUCAACUAAUCAGUUAAGAAGUUUUAGAUGAAUCAAACACAACUGUGGCUGCUCCAUUAAUCAUGUCUUGUUCAGGUUUCCCAGCGCCACUAGAGAAACUGCUGUUCUCUUAUGGCCAUCGGACUCCUGACAGCAACAGUAGAAGGCGGGCAGUGUGAAAGAUUGUUUUGUAACAUUUUUUGAGAAUGAAAUUUCCCUCAAACAGCAAAAGUAACCAUCAAGAAUUUUUGGUCCUGAUGCCGGUGCCUAUAUCCCACAUCCUCAUGAAUCGUUCAUAGGACAAGAUUGUGCAGUUCACGUCUGGUGAAUCUCUGAAUCGGACUGUGUAAGAUCUCUCUCAGCUCUGUUUGAAGCCACAAAUGGGUGGACUUCAUCUUCUGUCACGUAGGCAGGAGCGCGCACAAAGUCCUGUUCACACGCACUCAGAGCGGGAUUAGUAAAUGCCCGUUCUCCGUGUUCACUGAAGCAGGUGAACAGAGGAGAGUCGGACUGAAGGCCCUGAGCUGAAUGUGUGGCUGAAUGAGAAAUACCGUUGUCACGUUGUGUCAGUGGGAGCUGGUUUCCCCACAAAUGAUUCUAAAUAAUGGUUUUUAUUUUCCUUCUUUUUAAUGAUAACAUCGUUAUACUGUAUCAGAAGUUAACCAAACCAUUCAUAACGUUGGUCUCCUCCUUCACAUCUGUCCAACAUCAGCAGCCCUGUAUCUGUGAUGUGCAUUCCUCCUCAAGCAGCAGGUUUCUGUAGCAGUUCUGGCUUGUAGACAAACUGCAUCACUCAUAUGUUAGAAGUAUAGUGUGCUAUAAAAUGACUACACAGGGUUUACCUGUUAAAUCACAUCUGCUGGAGACUGGGUGUUUGUUUUUGUAGCUGUGGUUGUGCAUGUGUUUGAGCCACUGACCGAGGUGAAAUGAUCUGGAGUCAGUUUUUGUCUCCUCCAGGGCUGGAUAGACUUGAGUACAGGGUACUACGGCCUGAACUGUACAGCUUCAGCUAGACGGUGCAAAGAUAGGAAUGAAACACUGAUGUGGAGAGUUAAGCCACAUCUACCCUCAGGGUGUUAAAGUGACUUGUAUAAAAGUUUACUCAAUCUGUUUACAAAAAAUACUUUGGAGUAAAUUAGUUAUAUCUGUCUUCAGACAUGCUCAGACUCCUGUAGUCACAGUUCCUUAACUUCCUUACUCUGCUGGCCUUGAUCAAUACAUGUGAUCAUCAGUAAAGGUUUAUAAUGUAACCAACUUGUGGAUUGUUUUGAUUUUCAGUGUUCCUUUUAAAUAAAACUGUGCCUGAGUAGCUGGGUUUGUCUGAAUUUGGCCCCACUUUAUGAAAAAUCACUCAAUAUCUCAACCUCAAAGGGUUUAGAAGUUGAUGUUUUAAUGUUUAAAAGAUAUUUCACAGAUUCAAUUAUAAUAAGUGAAGCCUUUCAAGGUACCAAACCCCUGUUCUCUGUGCUGUUUGGUAACAAUGCUGUGAUAAAUGCUGGGACUUAUUAAAUGACUGUUUAGGGGUCUUACAUUUUCUAAUAGUCAUUUUAUAGGCUGCUACUGGACUGUUGCCCUAAUUUGGUUCAGGUAUUUGUCCCCUUCUGGAUGAACUGAAAUAACCUUGCUUUUCUUGUGACUUUCUAUGCAGCACCAUCAUUAGUAUAUUUCUUUUAAUUUUCUCUUAUGGAGAUUGUCCUUUUAAACUGGCUAUUUUUCUUUCUUGACAUUUUAGUUAAUUUGUGAAUGCUCUGUAGCACUGUUCCCAUCUUUAUCUUGGUAGAAAAAACAAGUGUAUUGUUGUACUGAAUGUAUUUUAAUCCCAAAACAACCAAGUCUAAUCAUAAACCCACUAAGUAAAGUGUCAGAGCUGUAUGGCUGUAAACUUUUUUUAAUACGUAGCAUAUUCCUAAAACUAAGCCGCGUAUGGAAAUAUUCCCAUGUAUCACAAGAUUAGCAGCACUCGCAUAUUUUGUCUACAACAGUUUAUUUGAACAGUAGCAAUCAAGGAUUUUUGAUCUUCUGGUUUUAAAAACAGCAUGUUGUUAAGAGUCUUGCUAAUGCAAACAAAGGAACCUUUUUGUUUAACAUGUAAAUACAGAAUGGCAGCUGUAAAGAAAGGGACAGGUUCAUUGUCCAUGGAAACUGUCAGAAACUAACCAAAUGGAUCAUUUUAAAAGAUGCAACAGAUAAAGGUGCCAGACUAACACACACAGUGGCUGCUUUUUAACUUGACUCCAUCAAGAGCUCAUGUAGUGAGGAGAGAUACGUUUGCUGUGACCUAAUAACAUGUAGUUUCAAGAGAUGAAGCAUCCGAUGAAAAUAGAAAAUUACAAAAGACAUCUACACAAAAAUAAAACAUCUAUCCUGCA